AUGGGUCUAACAACUAUCUUCAAAGUUACAUAUGGCAACCACUCAGGCCGAAACAUCGCCCUGUGCCUCGAAAAGCUGGAAACUAUCCACAUCGGCGGAUGGGAUAAAGAGCGCAUUAUCAAUUUCGAGGUCCUCGGAGACGACUGCCCGUGUGAUUUCCGCAUCAUCACGAACAAGAAGUGCCAGGCUUUCGGUAACAAGGAUGGCUACCAGUCUAAGGAGCUUUGGGCGAAGGACGACAAUGGGCUCAGCCUGGCACUGCGCGGCAUCUUUGUGAGUUGGGUGGGCUCGACUCCGGCCACGAUGGGUGCUGUUGUCUGGGCGCUCCCGCCUGUCGAGUCCCAAAGCGAGCGGCUCUGA
This is a messenger RNA of Clonostachys byssicola, 360 nucleotides long. The record is from the annotation of a GenBank genome assembly. NCBI's taxonomy places the organism in Eukaryota, Fungi, Ascomycota, Sordariomycetes, Hypocreales, Bionectriaceae.